Messenger RNA from Cyprinodon variegatus (sheepshead minnow), 723 nucleotides. RefSeq names its product mitochondrial ribosomal protein S17 (gene mrps17). Gene Ontology annotation, molecular function: structural constituent of ribosome. Gene Ontology annotation, biological process: mitochondrial translation. NCBI's taxonomy places the organism in Eukaryota, Metazoa, Chordata, Actinopteri, Cyprinodontiformes, Cyprinodontidae. The record is from RefSeq and is a predicted model, not a curated record. The transcript has 3 exons. Gene Ontology annotation, cellular component: ribosome; mitochondrial small ribosomal subunit. Bases 133 to 573 code for a protein of 146 amino acids.
CAUAAAGACAUGCUUUAUGAAGCCAGAGGAAGUUUAGUGACAGGAGCAUGGAGACUGCUAACCGCUGAGCGGUUCUUGACCUUUCAUUCUUAUAUAUUUGCCUUGGUUUCAGAUUGAGUGACAGAGAGCAGAAUGUCAGCUAAAAAGGCUUCAGUCCAUGCUAAAUGGAUCAUCGGUAAAGUAAUUGGGACCAAGAUGGAGAAAACUGCCAAAGUUAGAGUAACUAGACUGGUGCUGGACCCCUACCUGCUGAAGUACUACAACAAAAGAAAGACCUACUUUGCCCAUGAUGCUUUGCAGCAGUGCACUGUGGGAGAUAUCGUCCUCCUCAAGGCUCUACCUGAGGCGAGAUCCAAACACGUGAAGCAUGAACUUUCUGAGAUCGUGUACAAAGUGGGUCGGGUGGUUGAUCCUCUCACUGGAAAAAGUGUGGCAGGAACAGAGUUUGUGGAGCCUCUUUCUGACCUUCUGCUCGACGAGACGACUUCACUUUCAGAAAAACUUAAAGAGCUCAACAUCUCCGCAGCCUCCACUGGAACUGAAUCCCCGUCUGUACAAACUCCUUCAACAUGAACGAAAAACAUUUACUUUUAUGUUGUUCUCUAAUGUCUUCCCUUUAAGAGUGGAUAAAAAAUAUAAGUUUAUAACUGGUAUGUGUGUGGCUGCACUGUAUAUGCGAGAAACAAGAAAAAAGAAUGGAACGUUUUGCAAUAAAAUUAAAAU